Molecule: messenger RNA, 4381 nt
Organism: Polyodon spathula (Mississippi paddlefish)
Lineage: Eukaryota; Metazoa; Chordata; Actinopteri; Acipenseriformes; Polyodontidae
Product: estrogen receptor-like
Exons: 10
Coding region: 230-1834 (534 amino acids)
Biological process (GO): steroid hormone receptor signaling pathway; regulation of DNA-templated transcription
Cellular component (GO): nucleus
Molecular function (GO): zinc ion binding; DNA-binding transcription factor activity; steroid binding
Source: RefSeq, a predicted model, not a curated record
UUUUGCACUGGAACAUGCUGCAACUCAGUACUAACUGAGGAAGAAUCAGCCAAGCCUAAACAAACACAGAAUAAACACAGAAUCCAUUUUAAUAAACUUAAACCAGUUGCCAAGGCAGCCACACAGCAAGACCCCCGGAGUACCACUGCACCACAAGAUCGAAGCGAGAGAGGUGGAAGCAUUCAACAGCUCACCCAGCAAGCUGGCCCCUGAGAGAGAGCUGAGUGAGAUGUACUUGGAAGAGAGCAGGACCAGUGCUACUGUCAACUAUAUGGAUAACAAAUAUGAGUUUGCUUUGGCUUCUUCUGCUGCUGCCCCUCUCUACAACCCCUCCAACCUGGCGUAUCACACUGCUCCCCUGGAAUCCAACAGCUUAGCCCCCGAAGGAAACCUACAUUCCCUGGGAAACGUACCAAUGAGCCCCCUUGUGUUCCUGCUAUCCAACCCACAGCUUUCCACUUUCAUUCACCACCAUCACCAUCAAAGCCAGCAGUUACCCUACUACCCGACGGAUGACCAGAGCAGCUACCGGCUAAGGGAAGCCACCCCCAAACCUAUUUUCAUGCCAAAUAUGGGAUGCAGACAUGACGGUGUCAGGGAACAGCUCUCCAACAUGGGGCAGAAAUGCAGUCGAUCCAGCGGCCCAUCCAAAUUGAGCAAGGAGAUGAGGUUCUGUGCGGUGUGCAGUGACUAUGCCUCCGGCUACCAUUAUGGAGUCUGGUCUUGUGAAGGCUGCAAGGCCUUCUUUAAGAGAAGCAUCCAAGGACACAAUGACUACAUGUGCCCAGCUACAAACCAGUGCACCAUCGACAAAAACCGAAGAAAGAGCUGCCAGGCGUGCCGGCUGCGCAAGUGCUAUGAAGUCGGGAUGAUGAAAGGCGGAGUGCGUAAAGGCCACAGGGGACGACACAUGCUGAAAGUAAAGUGCAAAGCAGGUGAGCAGGUUGAGAAGAGCCAUGUCGACAACGUGGACAGAAGGCUAACCCUGGACCUGAAGCCCACACCUGUCAACAGUGGGAAGAAGAACCGCACACUAGAUCUAUCGGUUGAUCAGAUCCUCUUGCAUUUGUUAGAAGCGGAACCGUCAACACAGUACUCAAAACAGAGCCACAACAAACCCUUCACUGAGGUUUCCAUGAUGAGUCUACUCACCAGUCUGGCUGACAACGAACUGGUUCACAUGAUAGCAUGGUCAAAAAAGAUACCAGGGUUUGUGGAUUUGACGCUCCAUGAUCAGGUGCAGCUGCUGGAAUGCUCUUGGUUAGAGGUCUUAAUAAUUGGUCUUAUCUGGCGCUCUGUGGAAUCCCCUGGGAAGUUACUUUUUGCCCCAGAUCUGUCCAUUGACAGGAAUGAAGGGAGCUGUGUUGAGGGACUGGUGGAGAUAUUCGACAUGCUCCUUGCAACCGCAUCUCGUUUUUGUACUCUGAGACUUAAACAUGAAGAGUAUGUGUGUCUCAAGGCUAUCAUCCUGUUAAACUCUGUUUUGCAGAUCAAUUCAAGCGGGCAUCAUUCAAGUGCCUUUUCCGUUCUCUCCAGCACCAAUGAGGCUCUGCAUGAUAGCCAGACCAUUCAGCUACUACUGGAUAAAAUCACAGACACUCUCAUCCAUUUCAUCGCCAAAUCAGGCUUACCUCUGCAACAGCAGUCUAGAAGACAAGCCCAGCUCCUCCUUCUUCUCUCACAUGUCCGCCACAUGAGCAUCAAAGGCAUAGAGCACCUGUACAACAUAAAGUGCAAGAACAUAGUCCCCCUCUAUGAUUUACUGCUGGAGAUGCUGGAUGCACACCGACUUCAUUUCCUAGGGGGCAGUGAGCUGGAGAAAGCAACAAGAUGAGUAAAGGAUCGCAUUCUCUGCCCACUUCAGACAGAAGUGGGAUGAAUUUGCAUGCAUAAUUGUGAGCAUUGCAGGCUUGAACCCCAACAGCAUGCUACCUGCUUUAACAGCACAGGACUGCAUUUCUUCAGCCUUAUCAUCACUGGAGUAAGCACACUCUAGCACUUAAACUGACAAAAUAAUCUUUUAUAUGAAAAAUGUAGUAGUCUCUUGUAGUCUUUUCGUGCGAGUGUUUCAGAUUCACAACUAAUGCCUUUGAAUCAAUAAGUGUUUCGCAAAGACCAGCUUCCUGGGACCUAUAUUUCAUUUAACAAAAACAAAAUGUUUGUCUGGAAUUUUAGGCUAGCAGUGUUGCAUUUUAUAUUCAUAAGUAAAUUGAUGGUACACUCUACCCUUCAACGUGAAAUGUUAAUUUGUAAUUUACAGGGAUAACAUUAUUAUGAACUGACAGGCUCACAGAUAUAAAGAAAAGAAUAUUAUUGUUAUAAAGGUUGUUCUAAGCACAAAUACAGUACACCCUGUCGCAUUUUAUGAUUUGUUAUUUCAUGAAUUUCACAGGUAGGCCAUGUUGACAAUGCAUUUUGAGUGUUUAUUAUUGCAGUGUGAUUUUGAACUUACUCAAUUUUGGACCCAUGAGGGGGCUAGUUUCCCCCCUUCUCCCACAUUUGUGACAAUGAAUAGUAAUCUCUAUGACAAUAACACACUAAAAGCAGUACUGCACUUCUUGGGGGGGUGGGGAUUCUAGCCUAGAGAUUUGCUACAACCAUACCCUUAAUUAUUUUAUUGAUCCAUUUAAAACUCUAUUCAGGUAUUAAACCCUUGAUUAUUUAAUCGAUAACCUCCAAAAUCUGCUAUGGAAUGGCCCUGGAGAACUGGAGCUGCACACCCCUAAUGUAAAGCUUUGAUUGGAUGAGUAGUCUUGGAAAAUGACUGGCAUCUGUAGUGUAAAAGACCAUCGAAACCAAAUAAUUAUUAAAAAAUAUCAAUGUUGUAGAGAUGCCUCUGAAAUUGCCUUACUCACUUAAUAACGAAUAGAGUUGCAACUGAUCUUUUUGUGUUAAAUAAAAAAUGUAGCACUUUAAAGGGCAUAUAUGCAUUUAACCAUGGUAAUGACUGAGUAAAUUCCAAUGGCAACUUAAAUACAUGGUAACUGCUGGUGGGCAAAUUGUGUUGUUACAAAGUAAUUACACCAGGCAACAACAUGUUGUUCACAAGGCAGUUUCCAUGUAAUUAAACACUUGUUUCACCAACAGUUACUGUAAAGUAGGAGCCAUUGGUAAUAACCCAAUAUUACAUAGUUAUUCUACUCUAUUAUCUAAAGUACUACCAAACGUAGGUAAUAUAUACAAGAAAUGUUUAUAGACUGCCAGUUUAUAAAAAGGCUCUAAAGUCAACUCCUGUUAAAACCUACAUCACCCCGCUCCUGGUUUUGACCACAUCAAAUAAUAAAUAUUUCAGCGGUCUUUCAUUUUCGUCUUACAGCAUUCUAUACCCAAUAAUCAUGUGACAUCCUAGACAUGUCACAUGUCAUCUCUCAAGUGGUAGUCUUUUCUAUUUUUUUCUUGGUAACAGUAUACAUAUUAACAAUGAAACUAAUAUAACGUGUACAUUUUGUUGUUAGACUGUGAUGACUACAGUUAAGAAUACUAUAUGUUCUGCACCUUACUGUUAAAUUGUGUUGCUCAUCUGUAAAUAGACAGCUGAAUGUAUGUUUUGCCAAUUUGUUAACCAACAGAAAAAAUAGCCCUAAGUCCUACACUACCCAGUUUACAUGGUAAAAACAUACAUCUAACAGACCAGGUACAUCUGUACACUAUUCAGACAUAGUUUAUAUUGGUGUAAUUAAUAUCCCAUGAUCAUUCAGGCUUCAAUUACAGACACACCUGCCCUAGUGAAAAGUGCUUUGAUUUUUUUUUUCGUGAAAUAAUAAAUGUUAGUAUUAAAGCAGACAUUAGAAAAGGAUGUAAGAAUUUAGCUAUCCAGCAAAUAUUUAUUAUGGCAAAUAAUGCAGAGGAAACAAUAGAGUGCAUAAAUAAAUGCAUCUAAAAUGUCAAAACAAAUAAUCACAUACAUUAUUUUCUUAAUUAUGAAAGUUGUCCUACUGUAUUUAACCUCUUCAUUCUUUGUACAAUUCGCAUCACUGCUACAUUCCCAAACUUCAAAUUUUACAGGUUUGUCCAGUACAUCAUUUCAAGUUGAUUGACAGUUUUGCCCAAAAGGUUUAUUGCUGUUGUGUCCUUUAGCAAAAAUAAUAUGUAAAAACGUGUCAAGGGCAUGAGAUUGAAAUUAAUUAACAUUGUCUUUUAAGACCAUGGGCUUCAUUUACUAAGCGUCGGUAAUGUGGCCAAAACUGAGGGAGGAGAAUUGAGAUGACUGUCAUGGUAUUUUCCAAUGUGUCACGCCCUAUUUACAAACAUUUUAGAAGUAAAUAUACCGGUCUGAAAAAUUCUAAUUAGCAUACAAAUUGUAGAUGGCAACAGGUCUGAAGUUGCACACAGUAUUUAUUCUAUUGAGAUGUAAAAAAAAAUGCUGAUAUAAUUUAGUUUC